This is a messenger RNA of Hyposmocoma kahamanoa, 1364 nucleotides long. RefSeq names its product serine/threonine-protein phosphatase 2A activator-like. Gene Ontology annotation, biological process: mitotic spindle organization. The coding region runs from base 163 to 1161 and encodes 332 amino acids. The record is from RefSeq and is a predicted model, not a curated record. NCBI's taxonomy places the organism in Eukaryota, Metazoa, Arthropoda, Insecta, Lepidoptera, Cosmopterigidae. Gene Ontology annotation, molecular function: peptidyl-prolyl cis-trans isomerase activity; protein tyrosine phosphatase activator activity. Gene Ontology annotation, cellular component: nucleus; cytoplasm; protein phosphatase type 2A complex. The transcript is spliced from 2 exons.
AUUUCUUUGCCAUCUCAGAUUGAAUUCAGUUGGAAGGUGAAGUUGAAAUAGGACAUAAUAUUAACAUAAAUCUAUUUAAAGAGUAGGAGAGGUGCACAAUAUAGUACUGCAUUAAAGAUUAACCUUGCCUGAGCUCGAAGUAACUUAUUUAUAUAGAUAAAGAUGGAUGUUGAAAGCACUAUUGGCGAUGGCAGCAAGCAUCAAGAGCAGGAUCUGGAAGAGUGCCCCACUUUGCCUGUGAACCACCGGUUCUUAGAGCCUGAGAAGGCAGUUAAAUCAAUUACUGACAUGGCUCUAUGGGAGAAAUCUGAAGCUUACAUGGAAUACACAGGGUUCAUAGCCACCCUUAAUGAAGCCAUCAAGGGAAAACCUCUCUCUGUCGACUGUAAAGUCUCAUCAAACGUAAAAAAGAUUUUGUCUGUUUUACAUGAACUAGACAACUAUAUAAAUGAGUUCCCUCCUAUUGAACAACCACAGAGAUUUGGCAAUAUUGCUUUUAAGGACUGGAUCCACAAGGUUAAGUCUAAUACUACACAGCUGUUACAGGAUGCACUGCAUGAUAAUUUACAUCUAGCUAUACCUGAAAUAAAGCUAUAUCUGGAAGAGAGCUUUGGAAAUGCCACAAGGAUUGAUUAUGGAACUGGGCAUGAAAUGUCAUUUGUUAUGUUCCUCUGUUGCUUGUACAAAAUAGGUAACUUGCUUCCUGAUGACAAUGUUGCAACAGUGUUUCUAAUAUUUAAUAAAUAUCUCAGUAUUGUAAGAAGAUUACAGAAAAUAUACAGAAUGGAGCCAGCUGGCAGUCAUGGGGUCUGGAGCUUGGAUGACUACCAGUUUAUACCAUUCAUCUGGGGCAGUUCACAGCUCAUUGACCAGCCCAGAAUAUUCCCUCCUUCCAAAUUCUUAGAGGAUGAUAUUAUUGAAAAAUUCUCAGAUGAAUAUAUGUUUUUGUCUUGCAUUAAGUAUAUAAAGGAAGUGAAAAAAGGUCCGUUUGCUGAGCACUCAAACCAGUUGUGGAGCAUAAGUGCAGUUGGCUCCUGGACCAAGAUCAACCAAGGACUCAUCAAAAUGUACAAGAAGGAGGUUCUUUCUAAGUUUCCAGUAGUACAGCAUGUUCUGUUUGGCUCUCUGCUGCCAAUACGUAGAUUUCCAAUCACACAUUAGAUAUAAUAAAUAAUUUAUCAUAUUGGACGUCAGCAUAACUGUUAAUAAAGUAUGUAAUUAUGUCAUAAUUAGUAGGACAUAUUAUGUCUGUAUGGUGACAGCUUCUAAUUGUUCAACUAUUCAUACAUGAUGUUAAUCACUCUAAUUUAUGACAGAAAUUCAGUAUUACUAAAUGGUUGGACAAAGUGUUUUUUUUUUGUGUU